Temnothorax curvispinosus is the source of this 5214-nucleotide messenger RNA. RefSeq names its product UDP-N-acetylglucosamine--peptide N-acetylglucosaminyltransferase 110 kDa subunit (gene sxc). Gene Ontology annotation, molecular function: protein N-acetylglucosaminyltransferase activity; protein binding. Lineage: Eukaryota; Metazoa; Arthropoda; Insecta; Hymenoptera; Formicidae. The coding region runs from base 224 to 3493 and encodes 1089 amino acids. Gene Ontology annotation, biological process: protein O-linked glycosylation. The transcript has 12 exons. The record is from RefSeq and is a predicted model, not a curated record.
GUGGAGUAAGCGGAGGCAUCGAGGCGACGCGUAAGCGGAGUUGGAGAGAUUCACGUUUCACGCCGCUCCGGAACCAUUUUCCGCGAUCUGCCGGGGCUCGAAGCUCGAAGCCGGACUGAGGCGCGUGCAAGCGAACAAAUUGGCCGCGAGUUUCCGCGCGAAAAGGAAAAAAAAGGGAACUUUUCGUAUAUUUACAUCGCGAACACUCGCCGGCGUCUCGAAAAUGAGCGUGAUGCACGUCGCGGAGAAAAAGGGCAGCGCGCUGAAGGGCUCCAACGCGCUGAUCGCGACCAUGGAGAACGAGGACGGCGACUGGCAGACCGGGCAGAACCUCUUGCUGGUCGCCCAGGACGCCCAGGGCAAAGAGAUCAUCAACCUGACCGACAAUCAGACCAUCAACGUGGCUGUGGAUACCUAUUGGUUGCUAGAACUUGCUCACAGGGAAUAUCAGGCGGGUGAUUACGAGAACGCCGAAAGACAUUGCAUGCAGUUGUGGCGACAGGAGACAAACAAUACCGGCGUUCUUCUCUUACUUUCCUCCAUACAUUUCCAAUGUAGGAGAUUAGAGAAAUCUGCACACUAUAGCAGCUUAGCGAUAAAGCAAAACCCAUUGCUGGCGGAGGCGUAUAGCAAUUUGGGAAAUGUAUAUAAAGAGCGCGGGCAGCUACCGGAAGCGCUGGAGAAUUAUCGUCAUGCUGUCAGACUGAAACCCGACUUCAUCGAUGGUUACAUCAACUUGGCCGCGGCACUCGUGGCGGCUGGUGACAUGGAACAAGCCGUUCAAGCAUAUGUCACGGCGCUACAAUACAAUCCCGACCUUUAUUGCGUGCGGAGUGAUCUUGGUAAUCUUUUGAAAGCAUUAGCAAGACUUGAUGAAGCCAAGGCCUGCUACUUGAAGGCAAUCGAGACGCGACCUGACUUUGCGGUUGCCUGGAGCAAUCUCGGCUGCGUGUUCAACGCGCAAGGAGAAAUAUGGUUGGCGAUACACCAUUUCGAAAAGGCUGUUGCCCUGGAUCCUAACUUUUUAGAUGCGUACAUCAAUCUUGGGAAUGUGUUGAAGGAAGCUAGGAUUUUUGACAGAGCUGUAGCUGCAUAUCUCCGCGCGUUGAACCUCAGCCCUAACAAUGCAGUUGUACAUGGAAAUUUGGCCUGCGUUUAUUAUGAACAAGGGCUCAUCGAUCUGGCCAUUGAUACGUAUCGUCGUGCUAUUGAAUUGCAACCCAAUUUUCCUGAUGCGUACUGCAAUCUGGCGAACGCUCUCAAAGAAAAGGGACAAGUGGUCGAAGCGGAAGAAUGUUACAAUACCGCCCUCCGGCUUUGUCCCACACACGCGGACUCUCUUAAUAACUUGGCCAACAUAAAACGCGAGCAAGGCUACAUCGAGGAGGCAACUCGCUUGUAUCUUAAAGCCCUGGAAGUAUUUCCUGAGUUUGCGGCCGCCCACAGCAAUCUCGCCUCUGUCUUGCAGCAGCAAGGCAAACUGAACGAGGCACUGAUGCAUUAUAAGGAAGCAAUUCGCAUACAACCGACCUUUGCAGAUGCUUACUCGAACAUGGGAAACACGCUGAAAGAGAUGCAGGAUAUACAAGGCGCUUUACAGUGCUACACUCGGGCCAUCCAAAUCAAUCCGGCCUUCGCUGACGCUCAUUCCAAUUUGGCAUCGAUCCACAAGGAUUCCGGCAACAUUCCCGAAGCGAUUCAAUCUUACAGAACAGCGCUGAAAUUGAAGCCUGACUUUCCGGACGCUUAUUGCAACUUGGCGCACUGUUUGCAAAUUGUCUGCGACUGGACCGAUUACGAAGCCAGGAUGAAGAAGUUGGUGUCUAUUGUUGCUGAGCAAUUAGACAAGAACAGGCUGCCCAGUGUGCAUCCACAUCAUUCCAUGCUUUAUCCUUUGUCUCACGAGUUUCGGAAAGCUAUCGCUGCUCGGCAUGCUAAUCUUUGCAUAGAGAAAAUUCAUGUUCUUCACAAACAGCCAUACAAAUACCCGCGUGCGAUGAGCAUCCGAUUGAAGAUUGGAUAUGUCUCGUCGGACUUCGGCAAUCAUCCGACUAGCCACUUGAUGCAAUCAAUACCUGGCUUACACGAUCGUGAGAAAGUCGAGAUCUUCUGCUAUGCGCUUAGCGCGGAUGAUGGCACGACUUUUCGUGCGAAGAUAGCACGAGAGUCCGAACACUUCAUCGAUCUCUCUCAGAUUCCGUGCAACGGCAAGGCCGCCGACCGCAUCAAUGCUGAUGGCAUUCACAUUCUGGUGAACAUGAACGGUUAUACGAAAGGCGCCAGAAACGAGAUCUUUGCUUUGCGACCAGCGCCGGUACAGGUCAUGUGGCUAGGUUAUCCUGGUACCUCCGGCGCAAGUUUCAUGGACUAUCUCAUCACGGACGAGGUCACCUCGCCGUUGGAGCUCGCCAGUCAAUACAGCGAGAAACUCGCCUACAUGCCGCACACUUAUUUCAUCGGCGAUCACAAGCAAAUGUUUCCUCAUCUGAAGGAACGUUUAAUCUUAACGGACAAGUUGAGUCAUAAGGGCAAAGUAGCUGACAACGUGGCAGUAAUCAAUGCCACGGAUCUCUCUCCGAUGAUUGAGAAUACUUUGAUAAAAGAGAUUCGCGAGGUAAUUGUGCCAGACGCUAAAAAGCAACCUGUCGAGAUCUCGCUCAAAGUUGCCGAGUUACCGACUACCACCCCGAUCGAAACGAUGAUCGCUUCCGGUCAGUGUCAGAUGUCCGUGAACGGCGUCGUGGUGCAAAAUGGUAUGGCCACGACACAGGUGAACAACAAAACUGCCACGGGCGAGGAGGUGCCUCAGAACAUUGUGAUCACAACCAGGCAGCAAUACGGCUUGCCGGAAGAUGCUGUCGUUUAUUGCAACUUUAAUCAGUUAUACAAGAUUGAUCCACUUACUCUUCACAUGUGGGCACACAUAUUGAAACACGUGCCAAAUUCCGUGCUGUGGCUGCUACGCUUUCCGGCGGUCGGCGAACCCAAUCUCCAAGCAACGGCGCAACAAUUGGGUCUAACGCCCGGCAGAAUUCUAUUCAGCAAUGUCGCUGCUAAGGAGGAACACGUGAGACGAGGCCAGUUGGCCGACGUAUGUCUAGAUACGCCACUCUGCAAUGGACACACAACUAGUAUGGAUGUUUUGUGGACCGGAACGCCGGUGGUUACACUACCGGGAGAAACUCUAGCCUCCCGUGUCGCAGCUAGUCAAUUAAACACUCUUGGCUGUCCCGAAUUGGUAGCGCGAACGCGGCAGGAAUAUCAAGAUAUCGCUGUUCGACUGGGUACCGAUAGAGAAUACUUAAAAGCAACAAGAGUUAAGGUUUGGAAGGCUCGAUCAGAAAGCCCACUGUUUAAUUGCAAGCUGUACGCCAUGGGCAUGGAGAUGUUGUACACAAAAAUGUGGGAGCGUUACGCGCAUGGAGAAAAUCCUGAUCACGUUUCAGCUGUCGAUAAGAACGACAGUCAAAAGUCAUUGAGCAUAUCUUCUUAAAACACUCGACAACUUGUGUCACAAUUAUUUACUCAGCUUCAAGUUUGCGAUUAACGGUUUCUCUUCCCUGGAAAUUUUAGCAUUUGCAUGGUUAAUAUAUCUAUUUCCAAUGCGGUCUCAUAAAUUUUUUGUCUCUACUGACUGUUUUGUAUAAUGAAUUCACGGAGCUUAGAUUAGACGAUAAAAAUAUUUACAUUUACACAAGAUUUCGUAUGAUACUCAUGUUCUAUCCUUUUUUAAUGAUUUUCUUAAUGAUAUUUGCGCGUUCGAUUAACAAUCAAUUCAAUCGGAUUUUAAAUUGACGAAAUUAUGGAAAGCCGAUUUGAUUCACACCUGUACAAAAUUUAAAGAAGUAUUGAAAACAGUAGGAAUAGGAAGUAUUGGUAAAUAUUCUCUUACCUCUGUAGAGAAACAGUGUUUCUAAUAUCUCAUUUUUUAUUUAUGCUUUUCUGCAAAAUAAUAUCUGAAUAAAAUUAUUGGCAGUGGAUUUAUCGAAUUAUCAAGGAUCGUUGAGAAAAAAAUCCUAAAUUUUGAUGCUCUAAGCUCCAAGAAUUUUAGGGAAUUGUAAAAAAGUUGGAUGUCUUGAAAAUUAGACAUCAAGAACUUUGAAAGAAGUUAAUAUGCGAGUUUUUUUUCUAAUUUACAAUUUUAUCGCAAGUUGCAUUACUACAAACUGCAAUCGAGAAUCCACUGUUGCACAUUUUGCUUAUGUUAUUGCAAUUAACGCGUGAAUUUGACGGUGAACGUGCUCUAUCGAAAUAUCCUCGCUUUCUGUAGGCGAUCCUUUAACGCGGAGAUACUCUGCGCAUGUGAUUUGCUGAAGAACGCAGGGAUACUUAACAAAGAUUAGAGUUAAUAGAGUUUUUCCCACAUACUUUAUCGUUCUCUUUUCGCUAUCGCAAAAGUUAUAAAGGCUGCAGGCUUUGAUCUUCGAGAUUUACGACUGUAAAAUUUGAAAGUUUGGAGAGACCCUGAGAGACAAAAAGCCAAAAGGAAAAGAGCCAAGGCGUAAAAUCGUGUCAUUUCAAUUUCCAGUAAAUCAGGAAUAAAAAACGCCAAGGAUCCAAUAAUUCAAACAAAGACUUAAAAAUGUCUCCAAAUUGAAAUAUUUUUUUAAUCAAGAUUUCAUGGACAUAAAAAUAAUAAAUUGCUGAAGAUCUUGGAGAUAAAAGAAUCGGAAGAAUUUAGAGAGAGAGAAAGAGAAUGUCAAAAAAAUGGAUCUAAAAAUUACAGAUCUCUAGGAGUUUUUUGGUAGUUGAAUGCAGAGGCUGAAUAUCGAAAUAGUUUGACAGGUAAUCGGUAUCACAUAUACUUCUAUUUUCAUAAAAUGGUAAUGUUAAAAGCUUUUAAAUAUAUUCGGUAUUUGAUGUCUAAUGUCAGUAAUAAUCAAGUUUUUAUAAGAAUAAAAGUGUAUACGAUACAAUCGUUAACGAGUCAUUUCGGUAUUCAUUCUUUGAAAAUCGGGAUCCUCCAAGCGUCCGAAGAACGAGGCGUUUACUUAUCGGCCACGGACAGCGUAUAACACAACUGUAUUAUAUCAAACGACUAAUGAUAAUGUUCAUGUAAAUAUUAAGGAUAAUUGUUAAUUAUUUACGUUAGUCCAAUAGCGGAUGUUGUGCGAUUUGUGGUACUGACGAAAUGUGUAGAGAGAUAAGAAAAAAAAAAUAUCGGACUGUAGCGAACUGAUGUAUGUGUAGAGAAUAAAAAAAAAAAAAAAAAAA